UCUGAGGCCCUGGCACUAGGGGGGCACGCUGCAAGAUCCGAAAUCCGAUUAGUCAGAUCCGAGACUGCCUCAAGGUCGUGGCCUGCAGGGUUGAUCCUGCAACAACGUCGUUACUUAUUGCCAGGCUUUCGCAACGCCUGCACUACCCCUUGCCACCGAUCUACCAGCCAAACGGUACGAUUGAGUCUGAUAUCCCAAAGCUUAAGAGUAACAACCAAGGAAGAACGACACAUCCAACACCAUCUUGACCAGCCGUGGAAAUGGACGAAGAUAUGGACUUCGAUGCCAAUGCCUCUCCACAGCCUGUCCAACAACACUCGCAGAAACAUGCUGACACUGGAAAUAAGAUGCUCGAUCUAGUGUUCGUGCAAGAUUGUACAGGGAGUCAAGGCAGCUACAUCUCUUCCGCUACGAGGAACAUCCAAGAAAUCUGCGCACAUAUUUUUGAAUCCGGAAAGCUACAGUCCCCUGAAGACCUACGAGUCGGCCUGGUGGCAUUCCGGGACCAUCCGCCACAAGAUCACACAUAUGUAACCAAGAAUUUCGGGUUUUCAUCAGAUAUCAGCAAAGUACAAAGAGAUCUGUCUGGUUUGUAUGCAUCCGGGGGUGGCGAUGGACCCGAAGCUGUCACAGCUGCGUUGGCAGAAGCCUUGAAUAUGGACUGGAGGGAACGUGCUAGCAAGAUGAUCGUGCUUAUUGCCGACGCUCCGCCGCACGGUAUCGGGGAGUACGGUGACGGGUUCGAUGAAGGUUCGCCCGAUGGCAAUGAUCCAUUGCAACUGGCACGCGUAAUGGCGAGCCGAGGAAUCACGCUGUUUUUUGUCGCUUGCGAGCCAGCUUUGAGCGGAUACUCUUAUGCAACCGACUUCUACCAAGCAAUAACGAAUGUUACAUCCGGCCUCAUGCUUCCCCUAACAACCGCCGAUCUUCUAUCACAUGCCAUAGUGGGCAGCGUGUUAGAGAACCUUGACAUGGAGCGCUUAAUCCGCGAAGUUGGACAUGCGGUUGCACAGCGGAUACUUGGCAACAACGAAAGUGUGGACGAUGUUGCUCGGGAGCUCCACGAGAAGCUCCUCCUCCGGAACGAAAGUACUAAGAAGGUGGUGAUUGAAAGCAUCUACAAAGAGUCAACGGAGGCUGCACACAAUGUGGCUGUGUUCAUGGGAGCUCCGUCCCUGGCGGAAGCGCGACCCCAAUUAAAGCGGGUAUUCGGCACUCGAUUCACAGACAAGUAUUUGCAGGCGCGGCAGCAGGCUAACCGUUCAUACUACAGUUACUCGUACACUCCACACCUUCCGCCUCGUUCACCACCGGUGAAGACUUCGGUGGCACCAGCUGCAACUUCUGCAUCCCCACCUCGCAAAGUCGUUACUGAUUUCGCGGCGUUUGGCGCACCAGCGAACGCCAGCGUAUUUGGAACGAAGGUGGCUUCUACACCGUUCUCGCUCGCUGGCAGUAAGGCUUCGUUUGGAGGUAUGAGGCCUGGAACCAGGAGUGCAUUCGACGCCGACGACGAAGAGGACGAAGACGAGACAAAUGGCCGACAGAAGGUUGAGCUGAGAGAAGAUUCUAUAUCACUCGAACAAGCUCGCCGUAUUACGAUGCAGAGCGCCUGGAGAAGCGUUAGAGGAUGAUAUGCCCUACCCAUUUUCAGUUACCAUUUAAUCACAGAUGCUUCAGGCUUAAAAUUUCUACACUUUGUUCUCUGUCUUGUUUUU
Pisolithus orientalis is the source of this 1718-nucleotide messenger RNA. RefSeq lists its product as uncharacterized. Gene Ontology annotation, biological process: peptidyl-threonine phosphorylation. Gene Ontology annotation, molecular function: protein serine/threonine kinase activity. The coding region runs from base 261 to 1634 and encodes 457 amino acids. The transcript has 7 exons. The record is from RefSeq and is a predicted model, not a curated record. Lineage: Eukaryota; Fungi; Basidiomycota; Agaricomycetes; Boletales; Pisolithaceae. Gene Ontology annotation, cellular component: cytoplasm.